UUGAGGCCUGUGUUCUUAUAAAAUAGUUGGUCAGCUGUGCUAAAACCAAGAAGAAAAAAAAAAGAUAUAUAUUCUACCCGUUCUUGAAGACGAAUAAACUUUUUUAACGGUAGGAGAUCGCCUGAAACAGGGGGUUAUGUUUGUGUACAAAAUAUCUUAAAUAUAUUUAUCACAGUUUCACAACGUGAACGUGUUGACCGAAAUGUGUAGGUAAAUAUAUUAAAAAUCAUGUUUACAUUUGAGACGGAAUGAAAAGAGAGUACAUAAAUUAUGGAAGAUUUUUUGGGCACGUGUACAUAGAACUGUGUGAAAUUUAUUUAUCUCUGGCGUGUCGUAAGAUAAUUCUUUCUGUUGGAUGAAAUCUUUACCUUCUCAAAGUUUCAUUAUUUACAACUUCCCUCUACUUUCAGUUUACUCUCUGACUAACUUUUCUCUUUUUUUUUACUGGAACGUUUUGUUUUUGAAUAUCAAAACGCAGAAAAGGAUGAAAAAGUACAAAGGAGGUUUUCUCACAUAAUUUUGGAUGCGUCCACGAUUGUCUUACAAAAGUUUGUGUCGCAAAACAAAUUUUGGUUUGUUCAACUGAAAAUUUAGCGUGAUGUUCUUUUCAAGUCUUUUGAGUAAGAACUGUUUUCAUCUGAAUAGACAGCAGAUUUGUAUAUUUCUGUUAAGACGAACAUCUGUUUUUAUGUUGUAAAAAGUUAUGUUUAGUAUUUAUUUGCCUACUUCUUUACUUAAGCGAACAAAAUAAUUUUUUUGUGUUUAUUUUUAAAGUGCCUGUGAGUUGCAAGAGGAAUUUGUCUCUGUUUAUGUUGUAAUUUUCAGAAAGUUGAUAGUAUGCCGGCAAUAUAACACAAGAGAAACACUUGUGUUCCAAAUCUAAACUAAUUGAGAACACUCAGCUUAAAAUUGAACUUGUAAAUAUUGCUAGAUAGAAUUUCUUUUAAAAGAACAGAGAUCGGAUUAGAAAAAAUGAAGGACGACAUACGCAAAAGAUCGAAAAGCACAUCGGCCAUGCCAGAUGUACGUCUGGCUGUUACUGGUGGGCCUCGUGUUGGAAAGUCAGCGAUCAGUGUUCGAUUUCUAACACGUCGUUUUAUUGGUGAAUACCAACGCAACGUAGACCGCGUGUACCGGCGCAACAUUCAGUUCGGUAGCGAAGUGAUUGAAUAUGACUUGAAAGACAUGGGUUUUAUUCGCGACAACGGAUCGAUAAUAAAAUGGGCAACUUGCAUCGCCGUCAUUUACUCCAUCAUAGAUCGGACAAGUUUUACAAUGGCAACAACUAUUUUGAAUGAUAUCAACACGAUGCUUCAUGUUGUUGACAAAACAUACCAACCUCUAGCACCAUGUCUUGCGUUAAUAGGAAAUAAAAGAGAUCUGGAACAUUUACGUGAGAUAUCAAAUGAGGAAGGUAAGGAAAUGGCGCAAAAAUAUGGCGCAGGAUUUUGGGAAGUAUCGGCUUCCGAUGACUACAACUCAACAUUUGGACCCCUUAACGCGCUUAUUGUGGAGUCAUACUUGAACGUUGUUACUGCAAAGAACACAGACUGCAACUCCAAUCCUUCCUCUGGUGGUGGUAAAAAGGGACAGGAGGAGACCAAGCUAAGAGCUCGAAGUGAAAAUUCAACUUUAACGUCAUCUCAUCGAAGCAGCAUUGAUAGUGAACUGGAAGACUAUGAUUCUAAACGCAAAUUUGGUUACAAAAAACAGGACGAUGAUACGGCGAGUAUUUCAAGUAUUUCGUCAUUGAAAGAUUCGAAGAAGAAAAAGAAGGCAAGUUUAGAACUUCAUUUAAAAAAAGCAGACAAUGAAAAACCAAAAAAGAAAUUUUCAGUAGGGAAAUAUUCUCUAGACAGUUUUCCCUUAUAUGAAGAUAACAGCAACAUAGAUUCUCAAAGUGUGGAGGAGGACGUUUUCCUUGAACAAACACGCUCCAACAGUUGGUCGAAAAAGGACAAAAAACGAUCAUCCAUCAGGAAGAGCACAGAAAAUAAAUCAGCAACGCCCAAAUUAAUUAAAAGUCGAAGUUAUUCAGAUCUCAAAAGUUUGGAAAAAGAACAAGAGAACGCUAAAGACGAGUCCUCUCCUCUUACACGAGUAAAAAAAUUAGCAAAUGAGAUUGACAAACAUGGCGGAUAUAAAGAACGCAACGAAGCAGAACAAAACUUAUUGACACCGGCGGCGUUAUUGUCGCCUGGUGAAAAACCGAUGACGUCUAGUUUUAGCAAACUGACGUCGUAUUCUAUGAACGAGAUCGCUAAGAGUGUUAAGGCUAGUCCAAAGCCGAGAAAAGAACGAAAGAAAGUAUUUGCAGGCAGUCCACUUGAUGAAAAUGAUAAUGAAAAUUCUGUUCCGAACAACAAUUUCGAAAGUGAAAAAGUUCCAAUGAAAUUGAAACGAAACGAACAGAAAAAAUCUGUACGGAGAAAACUGUCGGCGAUAUUUCGGCCAAAAUUUACAGUCGAAACAGUGUGAAAUUUUGAAAAAGUUAACAUUUCUUUGGUAUGCUCCUGUAUAUAUAUUUACAAGUUUAUUUAUAAAAUACAUAUUCAAUAAUUAUGUUUAAAAAUCUUUUUUUAAAAACCUUU
Hydractinia symbiolongicarpus is the source of this 2591-nucleotide messenger RNA. RefSeq lists its product as uncharacterized. The record is from RefSeq and is a predicted model, not a curated record. Lineage: Eukaryota; Metazoa; Cnidaria; Hydrozoa; Anthoathecata; Hydractiniidae. The coding region runs from base 973 to 2478 and encodes 501 amino acids. Gene Ontology annotation, molecular function: GTPase activity; GTP binding. The transcript is spliced from 3 exons.